Neltuma alba is the source of this 1574-nucleotide messenger RNA. Its product is annotated as probable 3-hydroxyisobutyrate dehydrogenase-like 1, mitochondrial. Gene Ontology annotation, molecular function: NADP binding; NAD binding. The record is from RefSeq and is a predicted model, not a curated record. The transcript has a single exon. The coding region runs from base 47 to 1111 and encodes 354 amino acids. NCBI's taxonomy places the organism in Eukaryota, Viridiplantae, Streptophyta, Magnoliopsida, Fabales, Fabaceae.
CGCAGUGAGGAUAAUGAAAUAAUUUGGACCAGAAAGACCCAGGGAAAUGCCCCUGCCUCUUCUGCUACGUUCACUUCAUCAGAACUGCCGGCACUCCUGCUCUCUCUCCCGGUCUCACGCUUCCAAUCCCUCCGUCGCCCUCUUUACUCUUCUCCGCCGCUUCAUGGCCGCAGCCGCCGCCGAUUCAGUAAGCCCAUCAAACACUCGUGUGGGAUGGAUCGGCACCGGCGUCAUGGGGCAGUCAAUGUGCGGUCACCUGAUUCGAGCUGGCUAUAAGCUCACCGUCUUCAAUCGAACUGUCUCUAAAGCUCAACCCCUUCUUGAUAUGGGUGCUCAGCUAGCUCAGUCUCCUCAAGCGGUGGCUUCCCAAUCCGACGUCGUUUUCUCCAUCGUCGGCUACCCCUCUGAUGUCCGUUCCGUCCUUCUGGACCCCAAAUCCGGUGUGCUCUCUGGACUUAGGCCUGGCGGAGUUCUCGUCGACAUGACUACUUCAGAGCCAUCCCUUGCCGUGGAAAUCGCCUCAGCUGCCGCCUCCAAAGGCUGCUACUCCAUUGACGCCCCUGUCUCCGGCGGUGAUCGGGGUGCUAAGAGCGGAACCCUAGCAAUCUUCACAGGGGGAGACGAAUCUGUAGUUCAUCGGUUAAGCCCAUUGUUUUCCCUUAUGGGGAAGGUUAAUUAUAUGGGUAGUAGUGGGAAGGGGCAAUUCGCGAAGUUAGCUAAUCAGAUUACGAUUGCUUCAACCAUGGUCGGGCUCGUGGAGGGUAUGGUGUAUGCUCAUAAGGCUGGGCUUGAUGUGGGAUUAUACUUGGAUGCAAUUUCGACGGGAGCGGCGGGUUCGAAGUCGCUGGAUUUGUAUGGGCAUAGAAUCUUGAAGAGGGACUUCGCGCCUGGAUUCUACGUGAAUCACUUUGUGAAGGACUUGGGGAUUUGUUUGAAGGAGUGUCAGAACAUGGGUAUUUCUUUGCCUGGGCUGGCUCUUGCUCAGCAGCUUUACGUGUCACUUAAGGCUUAUGGUGAAGGUAAUUUGGGAACUCAAUCACUAAUUUUGGUUCUAGAGCGACUCAACAAUGUUACUCUCAAACCAGGAACUCCGGGUGCUGCAUCCACUUAGGUCGGUAGCUUAUGUUGCUAGUUAAGCAAUGCAUUGUGGGGAACUAGAAUAAUUCUCGAUGACAAUGAACAUGGGGAUACCACAUUACGAUAUUAUCCCUUCCUUUGAACAACAGCUUAUCCUAUAUGAUGCUGGUUGUUGCUUGCGUUAGAUUGCUACAAUGUGGUUUGUGUUCCUUGGAUCCAUAACAUAUAGUAUGAUGUGAUAAAUACUUGAUUCUGAACUGGCUUAUCGUGCAUGGUAUUGUACUAUGGCUCAUUUCUAGAAACUAUGUCUAAGUCUAAAUGGUGUUGAACUCCGCCAAUUCAUAGAGACAAUUAAAUUAACUUGUGAUCAGAUUUGGUUGAGUAACAAUGCUAAGGCCCCCCCCCCCCCCCGGGGGGGGGGGGAGACCAGGUCAAGAGUGAGAACUCUCACCGUGUAUUUAAUUUUCUAUCAUUGCCAAUAGAAUGUAGACAUUAAU